ACAAAUUAACUGAGAGAACUAAUUAUUUUAAACAGUAGAAUCCAAGAUCAUUUGUUAUUGACAAAAUUCUUAUUUAAUCAGACAUUUCAUAGGUAAAUAAAUUGAUUCCCACGUCUCUCUCUAUAUAUAUAUAUGUAUAUAUAUAUUUAAAUGCACAUUGGAGAUUUGAUUUAUUUAGCUUCUUGACUAUAGAAUUCUCUUCAUUUUGGUAAAUUGUAAUAAAUCACUGUUGUUGUUGUUAUUGUGUGAUCGGAUUGAUGAAAGGAAAAGUGAUUAAAAUACACAGAGAAAAAUACACAAAGAGGGCAUCACUUUCUUCAAUAUCUGCAUAAAAAUCAACUAUGACAACAGAGACGAAAUUGAGUUCGAUGGAAGAGUUUAUUCGAACAUUUUUAGAAAUGGAUACAGAUAAUAAUGAAAUGGUCGAUAAACAAGAACUGGUUAAAUACUGUCAAAAACACCGUUUGGAUAUGAAAUUGAUCGAUCCAUGGAUAGCAAGAUUUGAUACUGAUAAAGACAAUAAAGUCAGUUUAGAUGAGUUCUGUCGUGUAUUUGGUCUGAAGGCAUUCGAAAUUCGACGUGAAAAAGAAGAAUUGAAAAGAGAAAAAGAUGGCAAAGUACCUAGACUUCCAGCAGAUAUUGAAAUAAUUGCAGCAACAAUGUCAAAAACAAAACAAUAUGAUAUAUGUUGUAAAUUUAAAGAAUAUCUUGAUAGUAGUACCAGACGAACAGAUAGUGAAGUGAAGGAGGUGACCAAUAAAUUGAAAUCAUUAUUAGACAAUGUUUAUGGUCGUGUUUGGCAAGUUGUCGUAUUAACUGGUUCAUAUUGGAUGAAUUUUUCACAUGAACCAUUUUUAUCAAUACAAUUUAAGUAUAGUAAUUAUGUUUGUUUGGUAUGGAGGACACCGGCUUAAUUAAUGAGUGUGAAUUCAAAAAAAAAUACAUGGAUGAACAUAUUGAAACUAUAGGAGGAAUGAAAAUUUUUAAGUGAUUUUGAAUUUGUCCAUUAUUUCUCAACUAGUAUUUUUUUGUAAAUCUGAACACUGAUUACUCGGUAAUGAUUGUUUAGUAAUUGAGUCAAAUAUUAUUAUUUGUUACUUUUGAAAUGAAUAAAAAUGAAGUUUUAUAAAAGGAUCAUUAAAAAUUUGUUACUGUUUUUCCAUUCGGCCAAGAAAAG
Molecule: messenger RNA, 1177 nt
Organism: Schistosoma turkestanicum
Lineage: Eukaryota; Metazoa; Platyhelminthes; Trematoda; Strigeidida; Schistosomatidae
Source: the annotation of a GenBank genome assembly